This is a messenger RNA of Camellia sinensis, 2863 nucleotides long. RefSeq names its product gamete-expressed 3 (gene GEX3). Gene Ontology annotation, molecular function: protein binding. Gene Ontology annotation, biological process: embryo development ending in seed dormancy; pollen tube guidance. The record is from RefSeq and is a predicted model, not a curated record. NCBI's taxonomy places the organism in Eukaryota, Viridiplantae, Streptophyta, Magnoliopsida, Ericales, Theaceae. Gene Ontology annotation, cellular component: plasma membrane.
AACAAAUGAUUAAUAAAGUGUUAUAAAAUUUAUAUUUUAAAAUAAAUUGUAUAUAAUUAUAUUAAAAUCGUUAGAUAAUUUAUAUUAUAUUUUAUUUUAUUUUUGACACCGAAAAGAAUCUAUACUAUAUAACCUACUACCAAGGGAGUGAGUUGAAUACUGGGUCAACCGAACCGGGUCUAAGCCGGCCAAGUUUUGUGCAAAACGUACAAAACUCCGGUUUUAGAUAGACCAAACGAAGCAGAAGUCUUCCCGCCAAUUGCACAGAGCGGUUAAGUAACCGUUUCUUAUUAUUUUGAAACGGAGAGAGAACCAAACCCUAGAAAAUAUGCGUGAUCCAGUCACAUUUAUCUGUGUUUCAAAAAGUUUUAAUCUCUGGAAUCUAUGCCGAUCCAAUCCAUUCUCAUCUUCUUCUUCAUCAUCGCCCUCCGAUCUGCUUUGGUUGCUUCUCAGCCGCCGCAAUUCCCGGAAUACCCUUCGAAUCCCCACCUAUUUUCAGUUAAAGGGCAAACUGCUCGUAGGCUUUCCAAACCUCUAAUUCGAGAUGAUGGAAAAAUUUACAGUUGUUCAGAGAGGAACUUGUUUGCGUUUGAAAGUAAUGGUUCCAUUGCUUGGACUGUCAAUCUGAAUUAUAUAUGUAAUGUUGGAAUAGCUCCAAUUCAUGGUGGUUCAAGGAAGAUUUUUUUGGUUGCAGAAAACAAAGUGCUGAGAAUCAAUCCAUUGAAUAUUGGAACUUCUGAAUCUGCUGUAGAAGUUUUCUUUGGUUCAGAGGCGGGGGAUGAGGAGGGUGAAAUUAUUGGGCUCUCUGUAAGCAUGUUGAGUUCAUCUGUGUUUAUCAAUGUUAAAAACAAGGGAAUCUUUGCAUACAGGUUGCAGGGCCAAUUGCUCUGGAUUGCCGGACCUCUGCUCUAUCAAUCUGGUUAUCGCCAAGGUUGCAGGAAAAAUGACAAAGAUUGUUAUUUUACUUCAACACCCGUGAUUGACCAGUGUGAAGCUACCAUAUAUAUCUCAAAUACAGAAGGAGAACUCUAUGCUUUGUUAGUUCGAAGUCCUCGUUUUAAAUGGAUCCAGGAUUUUAGUUCGCUCGACAAGAGUUUUACUAUUACUCCGGGAAACAAUGGUCUCCUGUAUGUUACUGUACCAGUUAGGGCUCUCGUGCUGGCACUAGAUGUUUCUACUGGAACAGUUUUGUGGCAAAGAAGUAUUGGGCCAUUAAGUACGGCAGAUUGUGCACCAGCUGUUGAUUCUAAUGGCUGGAUAUCUAUUGGUUCAUUGGAUGGUUUUCUGUACUCAUUCUCACCAAUUGGGGUUCCCAAAAAAUUCCCGAAAGCAGCUGCACUGGAUUCUGUAGUUCAAGUUAGCCCACUUCUUGAUUGCUCCGGGUAUGCAGUUUAUAUAUCUCAGACAGAAAUGGAAGGAAAAAUCAACCACACAAUUGCGGAAUACACUUACAUCUCAUCCAUGAAACCAAGAAAUGCAGUCUUCACUUUGCUUGUCCCAGCAACUGGGUCCAUCUAUUGGUCCGAAAGCUAUUCUGCAUCAGGUCAAUUUUCAUCCUUAUUGUCAGAGAGUGAUCUGCAACAUUUUGUGCUGGAUGAAAGGAUGCUUCUUGCCUUUAUUACUGCUUCAAAGAUUGACAAUCCACUUCCUUGCCGUAGCACACGUCAGAAGCUUGCAUCCAGCUGCUCCCAUGCCGAGCCCAAUCGUGUCAACAUCCACACAGGAAACGCAAGGGUGGUUGUGUUCCUGCUAUUCGAGUCUGUAAUAUUGAUGGUACUAGUCACAGUUGUACGAUUCUGUUGUUUAUUUUGGAGGAAAAAGAAGCUUCAAGGUCAAGACCUUGGAAAAUUCCUAGAAAAGAGACGUUUGCUUCAGCUCCAAAAGAAAGCAUUUGAUAGGACAAUCACCGAGAUUAAGCAAAAAACAGCAGAGGAAGCAGUGGAAAAUGAAAUGAUAGAAAAACUGGGGGAUUUGGUGAGAGACAAGCAAGACAUAGAGAGGAAACUCUCAACAACCUACAGUUUGGGAAGGGAUAGAACUGGCUCAAAAUCGAAAUCUCUCCUUCCGUUAUACGAUGGCAAAACAAAGAGCUAUUCUUUUCAAGGUUCAAAGAAAGAGAAUGUCACGAUAUUCCACACUCUGAGUGAUACUUCCUCUGCAGAGAGCAGCAGUGAAAAAGAAGUGGAAUUAAAUUUCUACGAAAACAAGGAAUUAGCAGUAAAAGCAAAGACAAAGGCGCCUAUGAAAGUUGACAGUGCCAGUGAUGAUGAGAUUAAGGAGGAAUGUGAGGGGACUCCAUCAGGGUCAGCAUCAGGAUCAAAAGGAUUUAUGAACCCAUUGUUUUUGGAGGAUGCAUUUGUUGAAUCAAAGGAAGUGAAGAGGCACGGUGGAGCUGAGGUGAGGGAAGCCAUGCACAGUGGUAAUAGGAGCAUAAGGAGGAGGACCUUGUCUUCAACUGAUUAGAAAUUGGAAAUUGUGUCAUUUUGUUGAUUGUGUUUUUGUUUUGUUUUGGUUUUUUUUUUUUUUUUUUUUUUUUUUUUUUUUUUUUUUUUUUUUUUUUUUUUUUUGUCUCGAAAAAUACUCUACAUUUCUGUAAUCUUGGUGUAAAUGAAUUUUCAACACAGCUCAGGAAGUAAGUUCACAUGAUUUCAGGUUCAAGAGGUACAUUUUCCGCCAAUAUAUGUAAGGCAAGGUGACCCCCCUAAAUGAAUUGGUAUUGUUGGCACCAUAAAUUUGUAAUUUUAUUAUUUAUUAUUUAUAUAAUUCUAGGGUAUGUGGCACCAUCCUACUCAUUUAGAAGUUAUAAGAAGUUAUAAAAUGUAGAAAGAUGAUGGAGAAUAUGGAGCAUGAAGUUGAUGUUGAA